CGAUUUUAACCAAAAAACUAACCUAAAGAAGACAGUUCCUCGAGCAUAAUAUACUUGCAACGUAUCGAGUAUUUAGUGGGGUUUUAAAAUGAAUAAUGUUUCCAGCGGUGCUCUGCAGGUCUCUUUCGUUUGUAUGUGAAGCUGUGAACUUCGGCGCUGUUGUUCGUGUUAAUAAAGUUUGUCGAUUACUGUUGACAACCACAUGGCUGCGCCCAUUGAGGAAGUGUUGUGACUUAAGUGCAUGAAAGGAAAUUAAAAAAAAUGCCCGCCUCAGUCCAAAAACUGCAACAAAUGGCAAUUUACUUGGGCAUUGUUGGAGGAGCAGCAAGUGCAGUGAUGUAUUACCUCAUGCAAAAAAAUUUUGCAAAGUCCCAAUACUUUCAGCUUGCUGUGGAGAAGCUUAAAGUUCAUGAAAUGGCGAUGGAUUCUCUUGGAGCCCCACCAUUGAAAAUCCACAACAUUAGGCUUACUGAUCGGCAUAAUCGUGUGGAUAAAGAAAGAGCAAAGCUCAAAAUUCCAGUUUCAGGAGCCAGAUCUGCAGGAUAUCUGUACAGCUUCUCAACUAGAGAUGCUACAUUGGACAGGUGGCAUUUAGAAGAGGCUCUACUUCAGCUCAAAGAUGGGACAUCAUUUGUGCUUUUAAAUGAAAAAGAAGAAAUAGAAGCAGACAGAGCCGAGUGUGGAGACCGCAUCUUCACUAAUUAGUGGCACAUACUGUUAUUUCUGCAGAUGAACUGCAUUUUGCUUUUAGUAUAAUGUGCAAUUAAACAAAUGAAAUAUCAAUUUACAGAAGUGCUCUAUGCUGCUACAAAAAUGGAUACCUAACUCCUUUGUAUUCACACAACCCAUGUUUUAAUCUUCAGUAGCAAGUACCAUAAACAAAAGCACAGUUUGUCAAUUCACACCAUAAAACUUGGAUCAUCCUGUAGUUCUGUGAAGCAAACAAAAAUUAGCAACAUAUCCGAUACACGUGCCAGUGCCCAGACAUCUUGUCUUGUACAGUUUCAGAAAGUACUUGGACCCCUUCACUUUCUUCACCCUUUGAGCUGUACAUUUAACUUUAAAUAUAUACACUUACCAGGUUUUCAGAUCAAUCUACACUCAGUAACCCACAAUGACCAAAUGAAAACAUGUUUGCAGAAAGGUUUACAAAUCUAUUAAAAAUCAAAAACUGAAACCUGUCAUUCUUACCAGUAUUCAGACCCUUUGCUGUGGUAGCCCAGGUUGUAGUAAGAAAGUAGAAAGUAAGUGGAGUCCCGCUUGACUGGACAUUGUAUGGAAAGGCACACACCUCUUUAUAUAUGGUCACACAAUUCACACUGCACGUCAGAACAAAAACCAAGCCAUGAAGUCCAAAGAACGUGUCAUAGAUCUUAGUGAUAAAACUGUAGUAAGACAUAAAGCGUCGAGUGUUUCCAGGAAACUGAAGAGGUUUGGAACCAAACUGAGCAAAGGGGUGAGAAUGGCCUUGGUCAUGGAGGUGACCAAAAAUCCAAUGGUCACUUUAAUACAGCUUCAAAAGUCCUUUACCGAGAUGGAAGGACGACUAUCCCAGCAACGCUCCAUUAAUCAGGUACACAUGACAGCACACUUAAGGUCUGCCAAACAAAUUUAAAGGAUUCAUGAGGGAAAAGAUGGUCUGGUGUGAUGAGACAAAAAUGUAACUCUUUGGGCAAAACUCCAAGCUCUCUGUCUGGCUACGACCAGGCACUGCUCAUCACCCGUCUAAUACAACCUUAAAGUGAAACAUUUUGAUGGAAGCAUCAUGCUAUAGGGAUGAUUCUCAGUGGCAGGGCCAUUGAGACUGAUCUGAAUUGAGGAAUAGAUGAAUGCAGCCAAAUACUGAGAGAUCCAUGAAGAAAACCUGCUCAGGUGUGCACAUGACCUCAGACUGGGGUGAUGGCUCACCUUUCAGCCAAUGACCUGAAGCAUACAGCCAAGCCAACGCUGGAGUGACUUUGGGACAAAUCUCUGGAUGUCCUUAAAGGGCCCAGGCACAGCCUAGGCUUAAACCCAUCGAACAUCUGUGGAGAGACCCAAAGAUGGCACUCUACAGAUGCUUUCCAUCCAAUCUAAUAAAGCUUGAGAGGAUCUUGACACUGUCUUCAUAUACUAAUUACUAAAAUAUUCAGGAAGUUCUUAUUAAAGUACAAAAGCAUUAACAGUAAAGGCACACAUGGCUUAUAACAAAAGCUUUUUUAGCAAAAAAAUGGAAUAAAAUGUCUUGGUAAAAGUCUUUAUUCAAAGCUAAAUCACACUUUUAAAUGUAGAAAGAAAUGUUCUGCUUCUUCCUCCUACACUGAGAUGUAAAUUAAAUACGGUCAAACUCGGUUUUAACAAGCUCGGUUAUUACAAACAUUUGACCAAAUCCUGGACUUUUGCGAGCCACUUAGCGGAAUAAAUUUCAAUAUGCAAUAAAUUUCUUAUCUAUUGACUGGAACAGUGUGACGACUCUUACCAUACAGAAUUGCUUCAGGAAAUCAACAUGUCAUAUUUUUGAAGAUGAUAAUGAAUUACCGUUAUCUACAUGGGUUCUACAAAACAACAUUGAAAUUAAUAAUGUAAAUUAAUAUGACUAUCAACAUGGGGAUGACGAAUUGUUUACUAGUGGAAUUCCUACUGAAAACAAAAUAAAUGCAUUGCUUCAAAAAGAAGACGACGAUGAAGAGGACAAGGAGGAGGAUACCACUGGCAUAUUGGAUUUACCAGAACGCAGUUUACCAACAUUGUUUGAUGGCAAAAACACCUGCAAUAGAUUGGUGGCAUUUUCUCAAGGGACUGACGCAGAAAAGCAAGUGUUGGAUGCAUUAAGAGGCAAACUGCAGGACUGUAGAUUACAAAGUUUAAAAGAAAAAAGUAAUUUGGACUUUCUUAGAAAAUUGCAUAUUGUACUUAAUGUAUGUUUUGAUUAAGGGCUAAAUGUAUAUAUUUUUCAAUAAAUCACUAUUACUUUAA
Messenger RNA from Polypterus senegalus (gray bichir), 2955 nucleotides. RefSeq names its product cytochrome c oxidase assembly factor 1 homolog. Gene Ontology annotation, cellular component: mitochondrial inner membrane. The record is from RefSeq and is a predicted model, not a curated record. The transcript is spliced from 5 exons. Lineage: Eukaryota; Metazoa; Chordata; Cladistia; Polypteriformes; Polypteridae. Gene Ontology annotation, biological process: mitochondrial respiratory chain complex I assembly; mitochondrial respiratory chain complex IV assembly. The coding region runs from base 262 to 705 and encodes 147 amino acids.